This is a messenger RNA of Talaromyces stipitatus ATCC 10500, 1502 nucleotides long. RefSeq names its product ubiquitin conjugating enzyme Ubc8, putative. The coding region runs from base 1 to 504 and encodes 167 amino acids. The transcript is spliced from 5 exons. Gene Ontology annotation, biological process: ubiquitin-dependent protein catabolic process; protein polyubiquitination. Gene Ontology annotation, cellular component: nucleus. NCBI's taxonomy places the organism in Eukaryota, Fungi, Ascomycota, Eurotiomycetes, Eurotiales, Trichocomaceae. The record is from RefSeq and is a predicted model, not a curated record. Gene Ontology annotation, molecular function: ubiquitin conjugating enzyme activity.
AUGAGUGAUUAUGAGGUGACCUUGGUUAACGACAAUAAAUUUUACGUCCAUUUCAAAGGGCCCGAAGAGACACCAUUCCAAGGCGGACACUGGAAAAUCCACGUCGAAUUACCUGAUCAAUACCCAUACAAGAGCCCUAGUAUCGGCUUCGUCAACCGCAUUUUCCACCCGAACAUCGAUGAACUAUCUGGAUCCGUAUGUCUCGAUGUCAUCAAUCAAACCUGGUCGCCUAUGUACGAUAUGAUCAACAUUUUUGAAGUGUUCCUCCCACAACUGCUUCGUUAUCCCAACCCUUCAGACCCGUUGAAUGGUGAGGCGGCAGCAAUGCUCAUGCGUGAUCCGAAGAAUUACGAGAACAAAGUCCGAGAUUACGUCGCCAAAUAUGCCAACAAGGACGCAGCCGAAGAAGGUGGCGAAGACACCGAGUCCGAAGACGAACUGAGCUCCGUCGGCAGCUACGAAUCCGGUGGUGAAGAACCAGCCGGUACGAUGGACGAUGUUUGAUCUCUCUCUCUACUUCAACAGGGGACUAACUACCACAUGCAUUUGAUUCGUGAUUUCAAGUACCACGCCACUCUGAUAAGGGAUUUCAUUUGGACUAAGCGGGCGCUAUUAAUGGUGGAGUUUGUUUUUUUUUUUUUUUUUUUUUUCCCUCUGCACCAAGUCUAUUUUACAUGGCAGUUUUUAUUUCAACUCGUUCAACAUGUAUCUACUGGUGCUUAAGGCCUGCAUGAUCGAACUUUUGCUGGGCAUGGCAAGGGUUAGGAUCAAUGGAGUAAUUAUGUAUUUAUGGGAAUGGCGAUAUUAUAUAUCUUUUACUUUGACUAUGCAAUUGAUUAGACUUAACAGUGCGAGAUUAACUAACAAAUGGUCGUUUCGACAUACUAUACAAUUUGUAUCUGGAUUCUUGUGAAUUGGACAGAAUGAAACAUUAGAGACUGACAGAAGAAGGGGUAUAACAUAGUAGAGAAGAAACACAGAGAGAAUGUAGAACAACAUGGCCAUAAACCAUGCCAGAAAGAAUAAGGAAUAAAAGGGAAGACAUGAAGAUAAUGAUCAACCCAGCCAUAACCACUCCCUUGAGGUGAAUUGAUUAAACUUGCAAAACAUCAAAGAUAUCACCACCACCUGCGGCACCAUUAACAGACCCAAGUUUAUUAUUCCUCUUCUUCCGUCUAGGCGAAAUAACAACUUCACCCCAAUUAUUCGGCGCAGUCGAUAAAUGUUUCUGCUGUUGUUGUUGAUGUUGAUUAUUAUUAAUAUUCGACGAUGAAGCAGUCGCUGGUUUUAUCGAGGUGGUGGAUCUUAUUGUGCCUAUUGUUGUAGCUUCUUGUCUUAUUUCUUCAUCGUCGUUAUUGAUAUCAGUGUUGCUGCCGUCUGGGGUAGGUGUUCGUAUCUCGUUACUUGCGACUCGUGAUGAACCCUGUGAAUCGAUACUGGGUAAUGUUGCGCGGGGUUGGAAGUUGGGUUGAGAUUGGAGGGCCCAGAUAUCGAUUACCGUG